This is a messenger RNA of Vollenhovia emeryi, 3883 nucleotides long. RefSeq lists its product as uncharacterized. The coding region runs from base 220 to 2022 and encodes 600 amino acids. The transcript is spliced from 6 exons. The record is from RefSeq and is a predicted model, not a curated record. Lineage: Eukaryota; Metazoa; Arthropoda; Insecta; Hymenoptera; Formicidae.
AUGUGCACGAUUGUCGUAUGCUUUCUAUUGAUAUUUGUCGUUAUCGGUGUCAUACUGGUGUUAAUCUACAAACCGAUUUACGUUUGGGAAAUCGACAUACCCUAUUGAAGAAUCCGAAGGAUCUCACCGUUUGACUCUACAGUUGUAACGAGACAUUAUUGCAAUUUUCGACAUCAACACGAAGUUCGAAAUCUAGUAUAAAUUAUCGACUGUGACAAAAUGGUUAGAACAGCGCAGAGAAGUGUCAUUCGUGUGCUUCUGGUACUCUCCGUGACGACUUUGACGAGAUGCGCGUUGCUGGAGAUGUCCCGGAUGCUUUGGAACAGGACGGUGUCCGGAGGCAUAACGAAAAUAGGCAAGUUAGACCCGUUGAGGGUGCCGUUGAUCAAAGUUGAUCAAUCCGAGGGCGACGCCAAUUACAGAGUGAUCCUGAGGAACUUGGAGAUCGUCGGUCUCAAUGGAUCGGUCUUGGAGAGUAUUCACAUCGCUCGUGGCGGACUGAGGGCCAACCUGAGCGAACUCAUGGCCGGAUACGUGAGUUACAGCGAUCUUAGGGAUGUGGAUUCUAUCAGAUAUAGAUUCCACACUAUGAUGACGGAGCCCAGUGUGCCCAAGGAAAGUUUCGAAGCUGUCGUUUCGCCCAUGAAUCGAGCUGCUGACACAAGGCCCUACUCGCGGUAUCAAGAUGCACGCUUCGAACGAUUGCAGCAGGAUCCACACGGCACCAGGAUGUUCGAGCAAGGUCGGCAGUAUGAUCGGCGGACUCCUUUCGGCGCUGAUGUUACGUCCGGUGGUUUUUAUAGAGGCAAUUUGAGAGCAUCGGACAAUUUUGAAACGAAUUCUGGGAAUAUCGAAAGUUUCAAGCGACCUGCUUACGUCCAGCCGAUUUAUAUGCAGAGACCGAGGGGUUUCCAAGGAUAUCAUGGAAAUUCUCAGAGUAGUGAAGACACGAUCGACUGCGACGAUACAAAGACCUCUCAGAGUUUUAGUGGAAAUCAAGGCAAUCGAGAAAAUCAACGAUAUCGACAAGACGCCAAUGCCAGACAUUACGGGGACCGAGUCGGGGAUGCUGAGGUUUCCGCGUCGGAAACAACCGAGACUAGAUUGAAAAACCAGGGUGACGUAAGACCGUCUGCGUUGUAUAAUAGAGAACAGUCUCGGCGAUCGGACGUUGCAUCUUCCGGCAAUGUUAAAUCGCCGAGAAACGGAAUGAGGGAGCGAUUUGGUUACAUCGACAUCGUCUACGCGGACGAUAAAACUAAUGGCAGUGUAAAGCGUUUCGGUAAUCUGGGUAUCGAUGCCAGAGAAAAUCGGCGAGUAUACGGCAUAGAAGACGUCAUGAAGAACAUUCGGGAGAAUACAAAAUUCAUUAUCUACAAUUUUACGGAGGGCGAAGCCCUAAGAAAGAGAAACGACAUGGUUAAAACUGCGAUGGAAGCCAAAAGAUUGAAGGAUCUGAUCAGAUAUGCGAACAACUAUCAGGAGCAGCAAGGGUUCUUCGAGGAAGGCAUGCAGCUGAUUUACCAUUAUGGCAUGGAUGUAAAGAACGGCAGCGUCUCUCAGAGCCUCAAUGAUACCAAAAGAACGAAACGUGCGCAUCCUGAGGAGACAUCUGAAGAGGACGUGAUGCAUGUGAUUUUGAAAAUACGCGUCCCACUGCUUCGCGUGAAGUCUGAGUACACGCUUUUGGGAAAAGUGGGAGGGGAGAUGUUACGUGGCAACGGUCUGCUUGCCGGGAACUUUACCGAUGUAGUAGGCGACUUUACGCUUGAACUGAAGAAGAUCAACGAAGAAUUGAUGAUCGUUCGUACUGCUAGAGCGAAGCUGUUCGCGAAAGAUAGGAACGUCAGUCUUCAAGGUAUGGACGAGAAAGGACCGGUGCAGGCUAUUCUCACUCAUGGUUUAAUGGCUGCGGAGGCAGUCGCCGCGAUGCUCGCCGACGACUUCGCGACCAAAGGACUUAGUGAGAGAACGGCCGACGCAUUGAUCUACAGGAUGUACAAGGAUUUACCAGUCAAUUAAUCCGUCCAUGUGGUCGCUCGAGGCGAUCGAGAACUUUACGUCAUCUUUCUGCUACAGUCAUGUGUCAUUUUAUAUUCAUUUCUUGAUUUUAUUUUCUUGGACGUUUAUUUGAUAAUUACCGCACUUUAUUUAUCGUUAUUUUAAGACGUUUAUUUAUUCUACAGAUUUACUCUAUAUAUCGAUAUAAUAAAUUAUUUCUAUUGGCGCGCCUAAUUACACUUAUUUUAUAUGCGUUUAUUAUGUUUGCAUGAUUUAUUUUCUCUACAUUUAUUUAUUUUAGCCAUUCAUCUAUUGUACAUGAGAGAUUAAUUUAGAGAAGCCAUACUUCAUAUUAAUUUUAUUAAAUUAAGUGACAAUACAUGUUAAUAAAAUAAGUUUUAACAGCAACAGCGAGGAGGUUUUGUAAAUAUUUCUUUCGCUCAUUGCUAUUGUAUAUAUCAUUGACAAAAGAAUUCAGUAUUCUUUACAUAAUCGUAUUUAAAACAUUUGACGAAUAGUAACAUUCUUUACUCUAAUAACAGAGCGAAAAGUCGCUUUGUAUUCCAAAAUUAUAUACGAACGAGUUAUUUUUCUGUUGCACGUGUACAAAUUUUUUGUUUAUGAGCAAAUUGUAUAUUCAUUAUAGUCACAAUAAUAGAAGUAUAUUAUAUCAAAACCGUAAACUUUCGUCAGUCUGCUUUUUAUCGAUGAAUCUUGUCUAAUUCAACCUUGCGAUUAUUUUGAUCAUUUAGCAUUUGCGUUUUUCUCUUGUUUUCCUUCCAUUAAUUUUAUUUCAUGUUCAAUUAUUUGUCAUACUGAUCGGUUUCCACAAGUGUUACUUUUGAAACAUUAGUGUUACAUGAUUGUAUAAAAUUGAUGGAGAUGGAAGAUGAUUAAUAAGUAUUUACAUAGCCACUAAGAUAAUCAUAAAAAAUUCUAACUAGCCUUAGCAAUUACAGCGAGAAUAAAAAAGGCUGCAUAGGCAAAUAGCAAGAAACGCGGAAAGAAGAAUAAUUUCAAUCGUGUGCAUUGGAAUUAUUGAUUAUUUACAUAUCUUAAAAUACAUAUAGAGGUAAAAAAUCAGUCUGCUGAAGUCAAUUAUAAGUCAAUCCGAUUAGGACUAUUGAACAGCUCAGGAGCAAAUAGAAGAGUCUACGGGGAAAUUUUAUGUCCAACAAUUGAGUAACUUCUCCAUCUAAAGAAAAGGGCAUGCCCAUAGAUCGCAGCCCUGGCCUAUGACCUGAAAGUCCUUGUUGACAUUUCCAGGUAUCGUAAUCCCCGCAUGUAACUUUGUACCAACCUUUUGCACGCGCUUAUAAUUCUAAUCUCACAUAUGUAACGUUUACCGCAUACGUAUUACUUCAUCUUAUUAUGCGUCUGUAUUAUGUAAUUGAGAUUCAAUAGCUCGUUAUGCUUUCGUGUCUAACAAUGCGGACGUGAUCAAGAUUUUUCCUAUAUUUCAAUCUUGACGCCAAAUUAAAAAUAUUAGCUAAUACGUUGCUAUCUAACACAGUUGCCCAACAUUGGCCGAAUAGAAUAAAUUUCUAGUACAAAUGAUUUUAACUGAUCGAAAUGGUGCAUUAAUUAAACGAAAUAUUAUUUAUAUUGACGUAAUAAUAUUAUAUAAUUUUGCAUACGAGAUAUGUACGUACAGAUUUGAGGAACGAUUCUAGAUUUAUGGCCGGUUGCUCCAACCUCUUCGCAAGUUAAUUAAUAGUUAAAUCAUAUGUCUUUGCUUUUUCUUUAAAUUAGACAAAGACAGGCAUAGAAUUUAACUAUUAGUUAGCUUACCAAGAGGUUGGAAAAACCGGCUCUUAAAGUGCAAGUAAUGAUUAAAUGAUUUUUUAUUUAGGUUGAGAACUAUUCACUCUUUAGAACUGGU